AUGACAGUCACAUCCGUUUCAGCUGAAUACUUCCCAAACGAACCAAAACAUCCCGUGGUUGCUUCCACGAGCAACCCCAAAUCCAAGGAGGCCAUCGAAUCAUUGGGGAAAAACUUUGACGCUCGUGGUGCCUACUUUGUUGCUGACUACUCCAAGUCCAACGGUAACUACAUUGCCGAUGUCGAUGGCAACUUGUACUUGGACGUUUACGCGCAAAUUGCCUCCAUCCCAUUGGGAUACAACAACCCUGCCUUGAUUGAGCUUGCCAAGUCCGAUAAGAUGAUCAGAGCUAUUGUCGAUAGACCAGCAUUGGGUAAUUUUCCAGGUUCCGACUUGGAAGAAAUCGUUGAAGAUGUGUUGAAGGUGGCACCCAAGGGCCAGGACAAGUUAUGGUCUGGGUUAUCCGGAGCUGAUGCUAACGAAUUGGCAUUCAAAGCUGUGUUUUUCUGGUACCAAGCACAAAAGAGAGGCUACAAGAGCAACUUUUCCCAAGAGGAAAUCGACUCUGUCAUGCAAAACCAAGCUCCCGGCUCGCCCGAGUUGGCAAUCUUGUCAUUUGAACGUGCGUUCCACGGAAGAUUAUUUGCCUCUGGUUCAGCCACAUGCUCCAAGCCAAUCCACAAAUUGGACUUGCCUGCUUUCAAAUGGCCAAAAGCCCAAUUUCCAGCAUACAAAUACCCAUUGGAAGACAAUGCCGAGGCCAACAAAAAGGAAGACGAGAGAUGCUUGCAAAUUGUCAGGGACUUGUUCAAGAGCUGGAGCGUUCCAAUUGCAGGUGUGUUGGUUGAGCCAAUCCAAUCCGAAGGUGGAGACAACCACGCCUCUGCCGAAUUCUUCCAAGGAUUGAGAGACAUCACCUUGCAAAACGGUGCUCUUUUGAUCAUGGACGAAGUCCAAACCGGUGUCGGUGCCACCGGUGUCAUGUGGGCCCACGAGAGAUUCAACUUGCAGCCACCUCCAGAUUUGGUUACCUUUUCCAAGAAAUUCCAAUCUGCAGGAUACUUUUUCCACGACCCUGAAGUCUUGCCAAACUUUGCCUACAGACAGUUCAACACCUGGUGCGGAGACCCAGCAAGAAUGACCUUGGCCGGUGGUAUCGGUAAGGAAAUCCUCAAGUACGACUUGGCCACCAGAGCAGGACAAGUGGGCGACUACUUGUACAAGAAAUUGCACGCUUUGCUGGAAAAGUACCCUAAAUACAUGCAAAACUUGAGAGGUAAAGACAGAGCCACUUUUAUCGCUUGGUCGUUGGAGAGCGGUGAAGCCAGAAACAAGUUCUUGAGUGACAUGAAGAAUGUUGGUGUCAAUAUCGGUGGAUGUGCCGAGGACUCGGUUAGAUUGAGACCAACUUUGGUGUUUGAGGAAAAACACGCAGAUAUCUUGGUUGAAGCUAUGGAGAAAGUCUUGUCUAGCUACUGA
Lodderomyces beijingensis is the source of this 1419-nucleotide messenger RNA. The record is from the annotation of a GenBank genome assembly. NCBI's taxonomy places the organism in Eukaryota, Fungi, Ascomycota, Pichiomycetes, Serinales, Debaryomycetaceae.